AGCAAGCCCAAAUGGAGGCUCAUCACCUCUUCACAUCCCUGUAGAACAUUAAUGAGCAAAGCCUAGCUAUUUAUAUAAACUAGUGUAUUCAUAAUAAAGGAGUCAAUAUACUGCUGCACCGUAGAAGAAGAUGAUAAGAUGGGGCAGAUGUUGCCUGCACCAUUCUAUGAGAGUGGCUAAUCUUUUUGUCAACCUCUGUGGUGUUGCCAUGAUUAUCUACUCACUUUGGCUCCUUAAGAAAUGGAAACUUGGAGUUUCUCACCUCCCCAUUGUCUUGUACAUUCCCAAACCAUGCAGGUUUAUAUAUGCAUGUUUAGGGGUGGGAAUUGCUAUCUGCUUGAGCACGCUCUUCGGUCAUAUAGUCACUAACUCUACCAACAACUAUAUUCUUUGUAUAUACAUAUUCUCCAUAUGUUCUCUUCUUUUCCUCCAAUUUGGCGUUGUUAUCUCUGUGUUCUUCAAAAUCGACUGGGAUGUGGUACGCUUAAUUAUUUCUCAGAAUUGCAUACUACAUCAAAUCAAAUUGUAUCUCAAUCCUUUCAUACAUAUGUAUGUUUUUGUGUUACAGCAAUUUUCCAAGUACAUCGAUGAGUAUCACACAGGGUUCAUGAGUUUUGUGAUAUUUCAUCUUAAUAUGUGUAGAUUGAUUGUCAUUAUGUGUUUGGUGCCACAGAUGAAUGUGAUAAUUAUAGGAAUUAUUCUUUGGGGAGUAGGAGUGGAGGCAAGGUCGAGUCAACCGAGCCAUUUCAAUAUAACUGACUUUCAUCAAUCUUUUCUGGUGACACCCAACUUGCCAAUAAUAUCUCAUGAAAAUGUCAGUUCAACACGAAGUUUUAGAAAUUUCUCAUUGAUUUCACCUUCUUGUCACCAGAUUAAUUAAUCCAUGCACAACAUUUCUAGUACUAUAUAAAUAUAUAUAUAAAGAUAUAUUUCUCCCAGAUCAACUCCCAUCUCAUCUCGUUCAAAAUGUACCAUUAUUUAUUGUAUGAAAUACAUAAAAAUGCAGACAAAAUUUUAACUUCUGUUGAGGCACUUGCAGAAGUAGCUAGAGCUACUAGAGUUUUGCUAUGGUACGUUUGAUUUUGACCAUAACAUUUUUCAUUGUAUUUUUGGUACUAUGCAAUUUUUUGGGGCA
Humulus lupulus (European hop) is the source of this 1135-nucleotide messenger RNA. Its product is annotated as tetraspanin-19-like. Bases 131 to 880 code for a protein of 249 amino acids. The record is from RefSeq and is a predicted model, not a curated record. NCBI's taxonomy places the organism in Eukaryota, Viridiplantae, Streptophyta, Magnoliopsida, Rosales, Cannabaceae. The transcript is spliced from 4 exons.